This is a messenger RNA of Drosophila obscura, 1528 nucleotides long. RefSeq lists its product as uncharacterized. Lineage: Eukaryota; Metazoa; Arthropoda; Insecta; Diptera; Drosophilidae. The coding region runs from base 51 to 1424 and encodes 457 amino acids. The transcript is spliced from 3 exons. The record is from RefSeq and is a predicted model, not a curated record.
UCCCAGCAUACGAGUACCAGAAACAUGUGGGCACAAUGUAAGGACAGGGAAUGUUAAAAGUUUGCCAGCGUCGCGAAAAAUUGUUUAUGUUCUGCUUUAAAAGGAGAAAAACAAGUUUGAAUGUGAGGAUAGAAGUGGCACACGGCGGUACACCGAUGCGGAUGCGCUACCACACCUGUCCACCAGCCGUGGGAGGAUGUCGUCACAGUUUGCUGCUGAAUUCUACACGUACGUCUUUGCCCAAUAAUCACGUGCCAUGGAAGCUCAUUAAAUACACUGCCUGUCACCAAGUAAAUGCAUGUACGCAUAUCUCUAUCGAUAUUCGUACCAGAAAUCACAAUCCAGCUAGCUGCCCCGUCUACACAGCUCGGAUCCGAAUUGUUCAGACAGCGAAACGGCGGCAUAGACGAGGGAACACACUCCGUGGCUGCGAGGAAUCAAAUUUCGUAAAUCACAUCAUGGCUAAGGGACACGAAGAACGGGUCAGCGGCUUGGAUUUUCAAAGGCUCAGUGACACCUUCAGUGUUAUUUGCCCCGACUUUCGACAGGGCCAGUCCUCGGAGAAGCUGCAGAGUCUGGACUUUGCCAACAAGGUGCUCUUCGAACUGGGCCCCAAGAUGCGGCAUGUGAAGCUGAGCGGCGAGGACCAGAUGUGGCGUCUCGUUUUCAGUGGCGGCACCAGCGUUUACGUCCACACUUACACAUUUCUGCGGCCGAUCAAUAGCCAGCCCCGCCUCAAGGACGGCAAGCUCUAUCUGACCCUCAAGCAGGCCGGUCUGCUGGCCGCCAGCCAGCUGUGUGCCCUGUUGCCGGCGCAGCAUAAUCCGCGGUACAAGAUUUUGCUGACUCCGCUCUCUCGGGCCGUCUUUGAGCCCCAGAGUAUUCCGAAGAUUGCGGCUGCUUUGAGUGCUCACAGGCGGCGUGUGGUGGAUGUCGGGGAUGUGGUUAGGGCUGUCGUCAGCAGCUGCCAGACGGACGGCUUCCAUUUGCAGCUGAGUGAGUGCCACAUAGCUAUGGUGGCCAUUGGGGCGACUACCAAAGAUCCCAAGGCCCGCAAAAGAAUGCGUUCACAGACGUUGAAGCAAUACACGCAGCGCGGCAAAGCCUUUGUGUCGGAUGAGUACAAGAUCUAUGCAGAGUACUCAAAAAUGACAGGCCAACUUGCAGCUGAAUCACCCAUCGCCCCCAUUCCGAUCCCAGAUGUACGCAAACCACCACGCAGACGGGAUGUGGCCGUUGUAUUGCGCAGCAUUGCCAAGUCCUCGGAUGAUCCGUUGAGUGGCGGCACAGUGGAUAUGAAAUUUGUUGCUGCCCCCAAGGAGAAGGGAGAGGAUGUGACGAGCAUGCCCGCCUCCGUGGAUGUCCGUCUAGAGGGCUUAAGCCUGGAGCGAAUGAGAUCCAACUUGUUAUCCGCUGACAAGUAGUCGCAUUGAUCGAAUUCUGACUACUUCGAUUUUUAAUAUAUUGAACUACAUAUAACUUCUAAAAUGGAUAAUAAAUCAGUAUCUCUGUACCUCAGAGUUUAUUU